CGCCAUAUUUCGUGAAACAACGGACGUUUCCGUGAUGGGGGUAUUAUAUUCCUUUCACUGUGUGUCUAAUAUGUCGUUGAUCAAUAAUGCGACACUUUCUAUCUGAGCUUUUGUUGAUAAGCUAUUAUUUAUUGUGUCAAUAUGUAUGUUUCAACUGCUGAUAACACGUUGUCACUUGGGCAAUGACUGAGGCUGAUAUUGCCGGAGAUCUACCGAAUGGUGACGAUUCUGCCUUCGUUGACGAACAUCAGCAUGGAUCGGAAACUCCGCCAGAAUCAUCAGCAGUUGCUGUAUCUUCGCCUUCAAUAUCAGCUGAUCAUGUAUUUGUUACAACAUCACAGGGACUUAUAAGUGCACAACAGUUUCAGGAAGCAACUGCCGGUGCUAUAAAAACUACCCAUAUAGUUAUUCAUGAUCAGACCCUAGAUCAGCUAGCUGAGGCCGGAGGUGGUCUGAAAACACCAACUACUCCUCUCCCUCCUCCAACCCCAUCAACACCGCUAGGCAAAGAAAAAGGUUUUCGGUAUCAAUGGGACGAAUCUGUUCAUAAUGAUAUACUGCCUGUUAGGUGUAAACAUACAAAUGGAGAACUGUAUAAAUCUAAAUUUGGGUCAGGGGGCAGAGGAAAGUGCAUUAAAAGUGCUGACAAUGAAUGGUUCACACCAAACGAAUUUGAGUCAUUUGCAGGGAGAGCUAGUAGUAAAGACUGGAAGCGUAGUAUACGUUAUGGUGGUAGAACAUUGCAAUGUCUAAUUGAAGAUAAUAUUCUACAACCUCAUGCUACAUCUUGUACUUGUGCAUCAUGUUGUGAUGAUGAGGCUGUGACUGGACCUGUUAGAUUAUUUGUGCCCUACAAAAGAAGAAAGAAGGAUUUUGAGCAGGAGACUUUAUUGUCCCCCAACAAAAAGCCAGCCAAGCUGAUAAAGGCACCAAUGACCCCACAGUUAGGUAUAGCUGUGCCAAAACUAGAAGUUGAUCAAGGUGCAACCCAAGUGAUGGUACCUGUGGUGUCUGGACAUGGCGUGAUGCCCUCAGCAGCCACUGUACAGAAUGUUUCCUUACAUCACACCCCAGACAGUAAGGGGGAAAUGGUCCACAUUGUUGCCACUGAUGCCCAAGGAAACUUUGUCUCAGGGGGUGGAUGUUUAUAUGGCAUGACUAUUGUCACACCCAAUGAAGAAACCUACAUCAAAUCUGUUGAUCAGAAGACACUUGCAAAUGCUGUAGUGAUGACACCAAUAGCACUUGCUCAGCCUAAUCAAAAACAAGGCCAACUAGUCACAAUGGAUGUUAUGGAGCAGAAGAACUGGUGGCAGCUUGAGGAGAUGGCCAACAACCUACUGCAACAAGCCCAGCAGCUGAAGAUCAUGAUAGAGCAGGUCAAACAGCAGAGUUUAAUAGCCAAGGAAAGUGCCUUACAGAACCAGCGGGCACAGAUGGAGAAAGAAAAACAAGAUGCAUUAACUGCCAGCCGUAUGGAAGCCCAGAUGAACAUAUCAAGAGUGAUGAUGGAAGAGAGGGCUCAGAGGGACAUCGUGGUCCAUCAGGCUCUGGUGCAGGCACGAGCAGAGCUGCAAGAGAAAAUAGACUCUGUCACUGUUAUAUCGGAUGAUAAGGUGACUUACAAUGUUUCAUGGCCAGCCUCAGGCUCUGGUGCUGGUAACAUUGCUAUGGUCAUGGCACAAGAGGAUGAGGAUGAUGACAAAGAUAACAAAGAUAGGCUGGUCUAGACAAGAAAGAUGAUGGUGACAAAGAUAGGCUGGUCUAGACAAGAAAGAUGAUGGUGACAAAGAUAGGCUGGUCUAGACAAGAAAGAUGAUGGUGACAAAGAUAGGCUGGUCUAGACAAGAAAGAUGAUGGUGACAAAGAUAGGCUGGUCUAGACAAGAAAGAUGAUGGUGACAAAGAUAGGCUGGUCUAGACAAGAAAGAUGAUGGUGACAAAGAUAGGCUGGUCUAGACAAGAAAGAUGAUGGUGACAAAGAUAGGCUGGUCUACAC
Molecule: messenger RNA, 1998 nt
Organism: Physella acuta
Lineage: Eukaryota; Metazoa; Mollusca; Gastropoda; Physidae
Product: deformed epidermal autoregulatory factor 1 homolog
Molecular function (GO): DNA binding
Source: RefSeq, a predicted model, not a curated record